CACCAAGAACCAUUCAGUUGGAUCGGCAGAUACAUUUUUGUAGUGUGGUGUACACGAAGAAUCAACUCAAAAAAUGAACAGGUAUUUUGGACUUUUGGCCGCUCUGGUACUGGCCGUUGCCGUUUUUGCCGCUGAAGAGAAAAAGGAGAGCGACAUCAAAACCUACAAGAGGUUGAUCCCAGCUGAUGUACUCAGAGAUUUCCCUGGUAUGUGCUUCGCAAGCACAAGAUGCGCAACAGUCGAACCAGGCAAGACCUGGGAGCUCCACCCCUUCUGUGGUAGAUCCACUUGCGUAGUUUCCGAAGACAAGCCACCAAGGCUUCUCGAACUCGUUGAAGACUGCGGACCCCUGCCUUUGGCCAACCCUAAAUGCAAACUCGACGAAGAAAAGACCAACAAGACAGCCGCCUUCCCAUUCUGCUGUCCAAUUUUCAAGUGCGAGGACGGAGCCAAGCUCGAAUACCCCGAAAUCCCAACAGUGGCUCCUGUACCUGAAGAAGCCACCACCCCAAAAGCCUAGACAGAACAGUUUAGCAAAUCAAAUCUCCAAAUAACUGCUUCACACACUUAUAUUCUAGCUAAAUUAUUCUCCAUUCGAAAUGUUCCUUCUCCUUUUCUAUCUGUUUCGAGAACCGUUAUUUAUUCUUUUUCUAUCACUUUGUACUUUAUGCAACAUUUCGAAAAAAAACCUAUUCACCUUACAAACACUACAUAUCAUUAAUUGAUGUAAAUUUUUCUUUUUUAUGAAUCAAAUUAUUUCCUAAUAAAAAUAAUUUAUUACAUAAAA
Molecule: messenger RNA, 787 nt
Organism: Coccinella septempunctata (seven-spotted ladybird)
Lineage: Eukaryota; Metazoa; Arthropoda; Insecta; Coleoptera; Coccinellidae
Exons: 3
Coding region: 74-520 (148 amino acids)
Source: RefSeq, a predicted model, not a curated record